Molecule: messenger RNA, 992 nt
Organism: Aspergillus pseudotamarii
Lineage: Eukaryota; Fungi; Ascomycota; Eurotiomycetes; Eurotiales; Aspergillaceae
Product: putative replication factor-a protein
Exons: 3
Coding region: 47-877 (276 amino acids)
Biological process (GO): double-strand break repair via homologous recombination; DNA replication; nucleotide-excision repair
Cellular component (GO): site of double-strand break; chromosome, telomeric region; nucleus
Molecular function (GO): DNA binding
Source: RefSeq, a predicted model, not a curated record
UAGAGCUCCAAGUUGCAUAACUUUGUUUCAGCACAAAUAAUACACAAUGGAUAAUUAUGGUUACGGUUCUUCCUCCUAUGGAGGUGGUGGUGGUUUCAUGCCAGGAGAGACAAACAGCCCCGCUGGUGGAAAGAGCGCAGACGGCAACAAUACCACACUUCGCCCCAUCACAAUCAAGCAAGCCCUCGACGCAACACAACCUUAUCCUGAAGCCGAUUACCAGAUUGACGGCGCUGACGUAGGCAGCAUUUGCUUCGUCGGACAAGUUCGCAACAUCAGCACCCAAAGUACAAACAUCACAUAUAGAAUUGACGACGGCACGGGCGAAAUCGAAGUGAAACAAUGGGUUGACUCGGCCACAGCGGACACCAUGGACACAGAUGAUGGCAAAGCAGGUGCAGGAAAGAAUCAAGUCGUGAACAACGGAUAUGCGAAGAUAUUCGGAAAAUUAAAGACGUUCGGAAAUAAGCGAUUUGUAGGAUCACAUUGCGUGCGACCCUUGACAGAUAUCAAUGAGCUCCAUUGCCACAUGCUUGAGGCUGUUGCUGUGCAUCUUUUCUUUACUCGUGGUCCUGUUGGUGGCUCCGGCGGCGCCGGUGCCGCUGCUGGUGGAAUGGGGGGUGCUGAUGCCACUAUGGGUGGCGUUGAUGAUUACAGCGCUGGCAGAGGACUUCCUGCGAUGAGCCCGGUCGCAAGGAAGGUGUACAAUUUGUUGAAGAUAGAGCCUCAAAGCAAUGAAGGUCUACAUGCCCAGCUCAUUGCGGCUAAGCUGAGUUUACCCAUGCCGGAUGUCGCCCGCGCUGGUGAUGAGUUGCUUACUGCUGGUGUGAUUUUCUCGACUGUUGAUGAGCAGACCUGGGCUAUAUUGGAUUAUUAGAUUUAUGGUGCCUUCCUAUCUUUAUUAACUACUUAUUUACGUCUAUGCAUAUGGCUGGAAACCAAAUGGUGUCAAAUUCAUGUCUUCGUUGCGCCGAUAGCAUACUUUACGUUUC